Messenger RNA from Parascedosporium putredinis, 522 nucleotides. The record is from the annotation of a GenBank genome assembly. NCBI's taxonomy places the organism in Eukaryota, Fungi, Ascomycota, Sordariomycetes, Microascales, Microascaceae.
AUGGGCUCCCUGAGUCCGACACCGGGGCGGCAGGAGGGCUACAGGGACCAACAGGCGACAUUGAGGCGCUCAUGGGCCUGGAGCUGCGGUGGUCUUCCACAGCGCAUGGGAGAAGAGCUUCAACGAGGAACGGUAGAGCUUAUAGAUGCCGCGUUUGCACCAGGCCAGUAUCAGGCUUUGGAUGUCGUGGUGCAGCAACACAAUCUAAACAGGGUAGACGUUACCUCGAGCAUGGGCCAGUUCCGGGGCUUGCAUCAGCCCGUCUCAUCUCAGAGGGUACCCAAAGGUAAGGGUGACGACGGCAAUGUUUAUGAGCGCCACCGAGCCACGCGAGACGAGAGGCACAACCCCGUAAAUGAUCGGCUCCCCACUGGUGUCGAACGGUUUCUCUCCGCUUUCAACCAAAAGUUUAGCCAACUGUUCUCAAGUCCUGGGCCUGGCCAUGAAAAUGUGCAAGCCUCGUCGGGUCCUCAUCAGCCCGAGGGCGGAGCGUACGAUGGCUCCCAAUUGACCCCGAAAUAG